AUGCAGUCAAUUUUCUUGCUGCUGGGCCUCUUUGCCGACGCCAUCUCCGCCAGCCCCUUGGGGCAACAGCCGUUGGGCCAUAUUAGUCCAACGGAGCUCCCUGGGCAGCUGGUGGAGGGUUUGCGCAAACCUGUACGCGGACGAUUCUUGCAUAUAACUGAUUUCCAUCCCGACCGCCUCUACAAGCCUGGGACCACGAUCGAUCGCUCGUGCCACCGUGGUAACGGCCCCGCGGGGUAUUUUGGUGCUGAGGGCACAGAAUGCGAUUCACCCCUAUCACUUGUGAAUGAGACAUUUCGCUGGAUCGAAGAAAAUCUGAAGGAUGAGAUUGAUUUUGUGAUUUGGACCGGCGAUUCUGUCCGACACGACAAUGACGAAAAGCUCCCUCGCACGGCAAAUGAGAUAAUGGAAUUGAAUGCAUUCUUGUCUCAAAAAUGGAUUAGCAUUUUCGGUGGUGAGGGAGUUCGUGAGACCUCGAAUGCCGGGCCCAAGAUGUCGAUCCCUGUGAUCCCGACAUUUGGUAACAACGAUAUUAUGCCCCACAACAUCUUCAACGAGGGCCCGAACAAAUGGACAAAGCGCUUUUCAGAGAUAUGGAACCAAUUCAUCCCAGAAGAUCAGCGUCAUACCUUCGUUGAGGGCGGUUGGUUCACCACAGAGGUGGUCCCCGGUCGGCUCGCGGUCAUCAGCCUAAACACCAUGUACUUCUUCGAUUCCAACAGUGCAGUUGAUGGAUGCAACGCCAAGUCGGAGCCUGGAUACGAGCACAUGGAGUGGCUGCGGGUGCAGCUGAAAAUCCUGCGUAGUCGCAACAUGAAAGCCAUCCUCAUGGGUCAUGUUCCCCCAGCCCGGUCGAGCGAGAAAAAGAACUGGGAUGAGACAUGCUGGCAAAAAUAUACGCUCUGGAUGCACCAGUACCGUGAUGUUGUUGUCGGUAGCUUUUACGGCCAUAUGAACAUCGAUCACUUCAUGCUUCAGGAUAGCAACAAAGUCAAGAUUGAUUCCAAGGCUGAUGGGAAGGUGUCAAUCAACUCAAAAACCGACUACCUCCAGUCGCUCCGAAACGAAUGGUCCUCAUUGCCAUCUCCUCCGUCGGGCCUUUUCGACGACCUUGGCUCUAUGUCGAAUUUGGAAGGUCUCUCAGAAGUUGAACCGGCAAAGAAAGACAAGAGGGGUAAAAAGAAGGAAAAGAAGAAGCAAAAGUUCUUGGACAAGAUUGGAGGCCCAUGGGCAGAACGAUACAGCGUAUCGCUCGUAGCUCCCAGUUUGGUCCCGAACUUCUUCCCCAGCCUGCGCGUGGUCGACUACAAUGUCACGGGACUGGAUGACGGUGCACACGGGGUGGAAUUGUUCACACAUGAGGUUGACGAUACCACUUUCGGACUCGACCAUGCUGUGGUUGAUACACCGGAAACCAGCGACAAUUCUCUGGUUGCCCCCGAAAUUCAGAAGAAGAAGGGCAAGGACAAGAAAAAGAAACCCAAGUUCAAAGUCCCCGAGCCCCCAUCCUCAACCGCUCCUCCGGGCCCUGCAUACUCGAACCAAGCGUUCACCUUGCUUGGCUACACUCAAUAUUACUCGAAUCUAACAAAAAUCCACGAACAAAUCGCGGCAGGCGAACGAGGCGAUGAUCCUCGUAUCGACUAUGAGAUCGAGUACACCACAAAUGAUGACGUGUAUCAAAUGAAAGACCUGACAGUGCGCAGCUUCUUCCAACUCGCAGCUAGAAUUGGCGAGGAGGAUGCUGAAGAAAAACAGACCGACGUCAAUAGCGAAGGCGCUGGUUGGUCUGUUGCUAAGAAAAAGCCAGUGAAUAAUGUCUGGGAGGCUUUUUUGAGGCGCGCAUUUGUUGGAUUCCCAGUUGAUGACCUGGAUGAAUAG
Messenger RNA from Penicillium hordei, 1881 nucleotides. RefSeq names its product endopolyphosphatase. The record is from RefSeq and is a predicted model, not a curated record. NCBI's taxonomy places the organism in Eukaryota, Fungi, Ascomycota, Eurotiomycetes, Eurotiales, Aspergillaceae. Gene Ontology annotation, cellular component: fungal-type vacuole; membrane. Gene Ontology annotation, biological process: polyphosphate catabolic process. The coding region runs from base 1 to 1881 and encodes 626 amino acids. Gene Ontology annotation, molecular function: exopolyphosphatase activity; endopolyphosphatase activity. The transcript has 2 exons.